AUGCGUUCCAUAAUGCGGGGUAUUUACGCGCCACUUCGAUUACUUUCAACAGAAGCCAGCUCUGCCCAACACACAGGACUCGUUCACGUUGAAAAACAGUUCGAAUCAGUCCCACCGUCGGAACGAAACAAAGAGGCCUUCUAUGCUGCUCUCAUUAUUUUCAAAGAGCGCCAACCCCGGAGCUAUGUCGAUUUUUUGCACUCUGCCCUCAAAUACAUGAAAGACUUUGGUGUACAUAAAGAUCUCGAGGCAUACAAGGCACUGUUAAACAUUUUUCCAAAAGGAAAACUGAUUCCGCAGAACCAAUGGCAGAAAAUUUUUCUUCAUUAUCCUCUGCAGCAAAAUUGUUGUGUGAAAGUGUUAGACGAAAUGGAAUGGCAUGGUGUCCAACCUGACAAAGAGACACACGAUAUUGUCGUAAAUGCUUUUGGAGAGUGGAAUUUUGCAACAAGAAAAGUGAAACGAAUGCUUUAUUGGAUGCCAAAGUUGCGUCAUUCAAAUAAAUACUUGGAUCGUCGCUUAUUAGAGAAGGGGCCGUUAUCUCAAGCAGACUUGGCUGGCCUGCUACUUCGGACAAUUAGCCGGGAUCCUGGGUCUAAAUUGCAUCUUUGGAAAUCUCCAAGUACGUCAAAUAGCGUAAAUAAUGAAUGGAUAGCCUAUUCACAAUCCAUUCUGCAGAAGAAUCUCAUUUCUCGCCUUGACCCAAUGACUGAUAUAUUUAUUGACGGACCUUUUCUUUCGUACGUGAUGGAUAAACCCGUAAAAUAUGUUACGAUAAAGUGCUUACCUGAUGGCGCUCUACAAGACUUCCAACCUAAAGAAGAAAAUGAUGAUUACGCUAACUGGUUUCAAGAAUGGACGGAGUCGCGCACAUUCCGUCGAACGAUCCAUGAACAAAAGAACGAAACAAUACUUGGACUCGCCUGUUUGAGCACAUUUAACAACGCGAUGGCGCAAAGGCUUGUUGAACUUUUGAAUGCACAUACACCGAAGUUAAGUGAAAUGAAUAUUCGGCUCCGUUUGGAUAAA
This is a messenger RNA of Mesorhabditis belari, 1029 nucleotides long. The record is from the annotation of a GenBank genome assembly. NCBI's taxonomy places the organism in Eukaryota, Metazoa, Nematoda, Chromadorea, Rhabditida, Rhabditidae.